This is a messenger RNA of Verticillium dahliae VdLs.17, 1434 nucleotides long. RefSeq lists its product as uncharacterized. The record is from RefSeq and is a predicted model, not a curated record. The transcript has 4 exons. The coding region runs from base 1 to 1434 and encodes 477 amino acids. NCBI's taxonomy places the organism in Eukaryota, Fungi, Ascomycota, Sordariomycetes, Glomerellales, Plectosphaerellaceae.
AUGCCCUCGCCGCCGCCGCACCUGCCAUUAGACCGCAAAGAUAGCCGUACUCAAGUUGUCCGCCACCUCCGAGGUUGUAAUGCUUGUGGGCACAUGAACAAGACAUCAUGGGCCGCGCUCCUUCCUCUCUUAUCAGAAAACAGCAACAGCAACAGCAACACCACCCGCAACACCACCACCACUACCACCACUACCACCACCAUCACCACCACAAUGAACGACACUACCAGCAACGUUGCCAAGGAGCAAGACUGGGCGGCUUCAGUCGAGCAGGACCUCAAGGGCGAGGUGACUGAGCCGUCCUCGUCUUGGGACAACGCCGCCGUCGACAACUCUUGGGCGGUCUCAGCCGAGCAGGACCUCACGGGCGAGGUGGCCGAGCCGUUCCCAUUUUUUGAGCACGACGACGAAGAAUACUGGGAGGACGAGGCCGAAGAAGCCCCCUCCAAGAACGACAAGAAAGACGAGGACAAGGAAGACGAAGGCCCCCCCGUCUGGUCUCUAUAUCCGGACGAGGUUUACCCUCGUCGGCUUUAUGCCCACCCCCAUCCGACCCGCCCCCGACCCUCUGACCCCAAGCCCGAGCCUGCAAAGGUGUACGUCAUGGUCGAAGACAACAAGGCUGACGAGGGGCUGGAGCAUUCCGUCUAUCCCUGGUUCAUCACCAUUACACGUGAUCCAGGAGCCGACUGGCAGCCAUACUGUGCCCAGCAAGACGGCCCUGAGAAAGAUCCUCAUACGGCCGGAAGGCUCAUCGAACCGAAGAAGGGUUUCGCCGACUUGUACCCAAAAGGCUUUCAGAUGCUCGUCGGCAACCAGGACAAGGCCAAGAAACCCCUGGACACGAAGGAAUGCUUGCCUGGCGCCUCGCGAGCGUUCUAUGGCUGGAUCCCUAAGCGCUUCAUGCCCAAGCGAGCGACCAUCGGAUACUGGGGCUUUGACGGGGACUGCAUGGACAGACAAUUUCGGGGGCUGCCAGCCACAAGCAGCGACGACAAACGGCGGAAGCAACCGCGCAAGAUGGCCUCGUCGGCUGGGACUGUUUUCCGGAGCCCGGAGGGCAAUACCAUGCGGCUCUCGGUCAAGCUGCGGGAAGAAAAGGAGGCGGAGCAGCAUCAAGCUCGGCAAACUCAGCACCCCUCCGACCCCUCCGACCCCCUCCUUCCCGCCCCCUCGCAGCGAGCACCUCGAGUGGAAGACGAGGCCAGCCUCCGGGCGCUGGACACAUCUUUCGCGCUGCUGAACGAUGCAACCUUGGAGGAUUACCUGGAGCAAAGGGGCCUCGCCCAAGAUUAUGCGGCGGUCGUCGAUGGCUUGCGCCAACUACGCGAUCGAUGUCGCCAGGACUCGACCGAGCUGCAACGCACCGACCCCAACCCUCGCCCCUCGCCCCUCGCCCACUCUCGCCUCUGCCGCCAUGCCUCAUCAACGUAG